This is a messenger RNA of Haliotis rufescens (red abalone), 3184 nucleotides long. RefSeq lists its product as uncharacterized. The transcript is spliced from 12 exons. The record is from RefSeq and is a predicted model, not a curated record. NCBI's taxonomy places the organism in Eukaryota, Metazoa, Mollusca, Gastropoda, Lepetellida, Haliotidae. Bases 987 to 2303 code for a protein of 438 amino acids.
GGCACUAAUCUAACGCAAUUCCCCGGGACUGGUUGUUGCCUUUGUUAUUGUUUUUUUUUCGUGGUACCCGGAUGAUAUCCCAGAAAUCUCGACUAGUUCGCGACCUGUGCUGCGCCACCCGUAAAGGGCACAAUCUACUAAUUGAGCAGCGCCACCUAGCGCGGGUAACUAUAUAAACAAAGUCGUGUCAACCGGCGAAAUGGACUUACUUACGCGCUGGCUAUGGGGCGAAUGCAAACGACAGAAUCGGCAAAAAAAAGGAGAAGAUUGGAAGAGGGUAGAAAGAGGAACGUAACUAGAAUCUGUUUAGGACUGCACCACGAUCGAUGGAACGACAUGCGAGAAAGCACUGGAUCAGGCAACAGCGAAUUCAUCAAACAUCUGCUCGAUGUUCAUGAUCAAUUCUGCGCCUGCAGCAAUUCCCAGGCAAUGGAUACAGCUGAUCAUGAAGUGACCCUCACGAUAUCAGCAUCGGGAACACCGCCACUUGCUUGUACGCCUGGACUUUCUUUUAGUACUCCAGUUUGUGGUCACGUUGACACUCCAAGUCCAUCUCGUUUUAAUGCCAGUUUAAUUGUCAAUGACCAUGAUGCCAGUGCGUCUACAUUGGCAGGAAGUUUCCUGCAUUCUCCUCCAGUCCCAGACAAGGCACCAAGUGUAACCUCACAAACCAGCUUCAACACAGGACUAGCAGAACUGUUGGAUGAGAAUGAAGAUGAUGAAGAAUAUAACCCCAAUAUUAGUGACACAAGGGCUACCUUUGGAGAGGACAUUGACAACAUCUCGGCAUUAGAGGAAGAUCUUCUAAACUUGCCCGAAUUUGCCACUGAUGAUGAUGAUGAUGAUACACCUGAUCACUUCCCCGACACUUCUGAACCACUGUUGGAACUCAUCUCCGCACCGAAGUUUAUUGGUUACCUGAGUCAGAUCAUGGAGUUGGUGAAACUGAAAGCCGGUGACACUUGUACAAGACCAUACAAGACAAGAUGUAUGGCACUGCCUUGGUUGUACAAUGGGGUUGCACUUCUGGUCACUCGUGUGGAUCCUGGGCCUCACAACCAAAGAUGAAAAGGAUGUUUUGUGGAAAUCUCCAGCUGUCGACAAGCAUCCUAUUCAGUGGCAACUCCUACAUGAAGAUUGCUCUUCUAGCAAAAUUCCUAAACCUUGGAAUUAUUGGCGAGCCAACUUUCUACCAGGUUCAAAGACUAUAUGCUGCCCCCGCAAUCAAUAAAUACUGGACUGUGAUGCAGACGCAACUCCUCUCAGAGAAGGUCCGACAACGACAGGAUGUCCGUGUAGCUGGUGAUGGGAGGAAUGAUUCUCCAGGUCAUUCCGCCCAGUUCUGCACGUAUUCGUUCUCAGACCUGGACACAGAUGCUAUCUUGCACCUUGAAGUUGUAGAUGUCCGCCAGUCAACAUCCAGUGUUGCUAUGGAGAAGGUGGCAUUUCAGCAUGGCCUCAACUUCCUUACUUCCAAAGUAAAGGUUACAGAGGUUGUCACGGAUCAGAGCCCAAUGAUAACCAAAGUAAUGAGAAUCACCCCUGGAUACCAAGCCAUUGACGACCAGUAUGACAUAUGGCAUGUUGCAAAAAACCUGGAAAAGCGUCUGAUUGCUUCAUGCAAGCCAAGUUCUGUGCUGAGACAGUGGAUAACACCAAUUAAGAAUCACUUCUGGUGGAGUGCUCAGGUCUGUGAAGGACAAACAAUCAAAAUGAAGGAAAUCUGGCUCAGAGUCCUGUCACAUGUGUGCAACAUCCAUGAAUGGCAUGUUGCAGGACACACAGAGGGAAAGUGCUCUCAUGCCCCCAUCAACGAGACAGAGGACAGAGAACAACCAUGGCUCGACAAAAACAGCCCUGAGAUGGACUCCCUGCGUCAUGUUGUGACAGAACCAAGGUUCCUGAAGCAGUUUCACUACUUCCGCAAAUUCAGACAUACCGGCGCCCUGGAAUCAUUUAACAGUCACAUUCUGACGUACUCUCCAAAACGCCACUCCUACCAGUUCACAGGCUAUCUUGCAAGGAACCAGUUGGCAGCAAUUGACCACAAUCACCAUCUCCAUCGACCUGAGCAGACCAACAGUGAAGGCGAAACAAUGUACAUGGGUAUAUACAGCAAGAGGACCCAGCGUUGGAGACCAAGGACCGCAAAAGUCCUCAAGAACUACUCCUACAGAUGGGACCUUCAGAUGAUGGCCUUUCAGCAGCGGGACCAGGAAGAAACCGGGGGCUUGAAAAGGAAGCAACCCAUGGCAGACGAUGGUGCAUCUCGUCAACAAUUGCAAAGAGACCCUGUCCCCUGAUUGCGGAACUAGUGAGACAGUGUGUCACAAGAUUCACGAAAUGAAAUUGCUGUACACUGUUGUAGAUGUAUAGCUGUAAACUGUUGUAUAUGGAUUGCUUGACAAAUGUAAUUUAAUUCUACUUUUUCAAAUCAGGUUGUGCAAUACAGUGUGAACUGAGCUAUCAAGUGUAUAUGUCUGUUGUGUAUGUUGUAUAGACCGUUCAAUUAUAAUGUAAAAUGUAUAAUAAAGAAGAUUAUGGUAUCAAUUACAAUGUAUUUUAAUUUACUUUGCGUUAUCCAGUGUAAUGUCAGAUAUGCAUUGAAUUACAAUCUAAAUUAAAGAAUAGUAUAGUAUAGUCCAAAUGGCUAUGUAUAUUAUUAUGUAUGAGAACUGCAUAAAGUUAAUGUACAUUUAUGUGAUCCCACUGGAAUUAGUUGAAUGGUUAUUAAAGUUUAUUGGGCAAUUAGUUAAAUUGGUAUUGAAGUUUAUUAGGCAAUUAGUAACAAACAAUCAUCUUAUUAGAUAACAAUUCAAGUAAUCCAAGGUGAUCUCAUAAAUCUACUGAAGAUACAGCUGUGUGUAUUCAUUUAGUAUCUUACAUGUCACAUCUCCUUUAUGGUGUUACUGACAUAACAUGUGAUUAGUAACAAUUAACUUAUUAGAUAACAGCCUUUACAAGUAAUUGCCUUUACAAAGCCUGGGAUGGAUAAAUAUCAGGAGCACAAGGGGCCAAGAAAUAUGACAAGAGACAAGUUAAAGAGAAAGUCAUCUUUUUAUCAUACAUACAUACAACUUAUUUACACUGAUUAAUAAAUAUACAACACUGAAGCAUCACAUGGCUUUGAAUCCCGAGUAGAUCCCCCUGGGAUCUGGGAACCUCAACCUGAUGGCCAGUACGA